This is a messenger RNA of Pomacea canaliculata, 2167 nucleotides long. RefSeq names its product nucleolin-like. Lineage: Eukaryota; Metazoa; Mollusca; Gastropoda; Architaenioglossa; Ampullariidae. Gene Ontology annotation, molecular function: RNA binding. The record is from RefSeq and is a predicted model, not a curated record.
AUGGCUGUUUCCUUGCGUCGGCAAGGAGGCGUUGCCAUUCGGGCAAAAGGCGUAGAGGUUGUCAGCAGCAGCCUUGUGCUGGUCUGGGAGCUAGAGGCAGCGCCCAUGCUGAGACAUGUUCUGAAACAUGUAACAGGCUUACUUGAUUAUACUCAACAGGGGGGACAGGUUUCUGCGAAAGCCAAGGCACCAGAAAUUGUUCAGCCAGAAUCCGAAGAGAGUUCCGAAGAAUCCAGUGAUGAGGCUCCUGAGCCUGUCAAAGUACCAGCAAAGAGCAAGCCACAACCUGCAAAGCAGCCAGCUGCAAGCGACAGUGACAGUGAAGUCCAAACCUGCAAGAAGGGUAAAACUUCAAAAGCUGCACCAGCUAAAGAAGCUGAGAGUGAAGAAGAGAGUGACGAGAGCGAUGAAGAUGCUGAACCUGUGGUUUUUAUAACCAAUGCAAAGAAACUUGAAGAUGGAGCUGUAAAAAAAUUUCUGAAGAAGAAAGGAUUAGCAGUGAAGGAAAUCCGUCGCUUGGAUAAAAAGACAAUUGCUGUUGACCUACUUCAAACUGGUGAUGUAUCCAAAGCUGUGGCAUUGUCUGGUCAAGCUCUAGGAGGACAGGUCUUGGAAAUCCAGUCUUCUCUAGAAAGUCCAAAAAGUGAUGUGAAAAAGGCGACAAAAAGACCAGCCUCAGACGAUGAGGAUGAGGACGAUGACGAAGAUGAAGAUGAGGAUGAAGAUGAUGACAGUGAGAGUCCUGCCAAAAAAGUUGGGAAUGAGGCCAAAAAGCAAAAACUUGAAUCUUCAAGUGUUUUCACAGCAUUUAUUGGAGGCUUGAAGGCUGAGACAACAGAUGCAACGGUUAAAAAGUUUUUGAAAAAAAAUGGUGUUCAAGCUAAAGAAGUUCGCAAACCAGCAAACAAAAGGUUUGGGUAUGUGGAUGUUGAGACGCGGGAAGACUUAGAAGCAGUGGUAGCACUUUCUGGUGAAACGCUUGAGGGGGAAGUACUCCGCAUAGAAGAAGCCAAGCCUAAGGGUUCCAGUCCAGACAAAAGCAAGCAAAGUGGUGAUCAGACACCUAGUUGGCAGCGAAAAAGUUCAGAUGAUGACUGCACACUUUUUGUAAAAAACAUUCCAAGCAGUGUUGAUGAAGAUCAGCUCCGUGAGUUUUUCAGUGAGGCCACAGAAGUUAGAUUGCCUCAGAAAGAUGGCAGUCAUAAAGGGUUUGCAUACAUUGUGUUUGCUGAUUCGGAGACAGCUGAUUCGGUCUUGUCAGACAAGCAGGGGGCUGACCUUGAAGGCAAUGCAUUGUAUUUAGACCGCACAGGAUCCAAGAGUUCAUUCACACCCCGUGACAGGCAGAGUAGAGACAGCUAUGGAGGGAGAGGAGAUGGUGCUCGCAAACCUUCAGGAGAACGUGGUGAGAGCUCUGUGCUAUUUGUGAAGAACUUAAGCUACAAUGUUGAUGAAGAGGCCCUCAAGGAUGCAUUUCCAGAUGCAGUUGGAGCACGUGUGGCUAGGUUUCCUGAUACUGGAAAGCAUAGAGGGUUUGGGUUUGUGGACUUCAGCAGUCCCCAGGCUGCAGCUAAGGCAUUCGAUGAAAAACAAAGCUCAGAGAUUGAUGGUAGACAGAUCCUACUUGACUUCUCAUCACCACAAGGAGGUGGCAGAGGAGGUGGCCGUGGCGGCCGAGGUGGUUAUGGAGACCGAAGGGGAGGAGGAGGAGGAUUUGGCGGGCGUGGUGGUGGUCGGGGACGUGGCGGUCGUGGAGGCUUUAACGACCGAGGAGGAAGAGGUGGCCGCGGUGGCUUCAGAGGUGGCCGUGGAGGUGGCGGCGGCUAUGGUGAACCACAGAAUAAGAAAAAGAGAUUCAAUGACUCGGACAGCGAUUGAAGAAGUGCUACCAGAGAAAAAGAGAAUGUGUAGAGCAUGACAAAUGGAAGAUGUAAGAGUGUAUGUAGAUGGGUGUUUUAUGUAUGCAUGCAUAAUUUUAGUUUGAAGGUUUUAAGUUUGACUGCUAAUAAUAGUGGUUAGGCAGCGAGAAAAACGUGGUAUUGUAAUAUGUUGUAUGAACAAUUUGUGCCAUUUCCGUCGAGCACAAAAGGGCUGGAGUUCAAGUUCUUGCUUUGGCUGCUGUUGUCGUUAAUAUUUUCUUGUCAAAAUAAAAGUUUGUAAAAACAUU